Messenger RNA from Puma concolor (puma), 1584 nucleotides. The record is from RefSeq and is a predicted model, not a curated record. NCBI's taxonomy places the organism in Eukaryota, Metazoa, Chordata, Mammalia, Carnivora, Felidae.
AUGGCACCCCAUGGACCUCAGCAGGCCUACUGUAAAUACGACACAGUGCAUUCAGCCGCAGUGCCCAGGCCACCCCUGGGAGCCACAGUGCCUGUGUUUGCUCGCACUAGCUGCGGCUCCAGGGGGGUGGGCCUGGUCCCGGGCCGGGCAGGACACUGGUUUCCUGCCCACUCAGCCCCCUGCCGGAAGUGGAUCGAGAAGUGCCUGCACCCGGUGCCUUUCAUCCAGACUAAUUUGGCUGCAAACAUGCUGGAGCAACUCCUGAUCCACCAGCCCAAGGACCCCAUCCUGUUCAUGAUCAGUCACUUGCAACAAGACAACAAUAAUGUGCCGAAGAUUGUAAUAUUAGGUCCACCCGCCUCGGGGAAAACAACUAUAGCAAUGUGGCUGUGCAAACAUCUCAACAGCAAUCUUCUCACCGUGGAGAACCUGAUAGGAAGAGAAUUUUCCUCUCUGGCUGCGGGUGCCAGGAGGCAUUACCAGAACGUGACGAAGGUGCCCAGCACCCUGCUCGUCAGACUGAUUCAGGAACGUGUGAGUGAGGAGGACUGCAUCAGGCGGGACUACCAGCUGGCCCGGAUCCGCAUGUUUGUGCGAAAUGCCACGCUUGUGUCGCUGAUGAACAACGUUGUGCUGAGCUCUCCAGACACCGUCCUGAUUGAGAGAAACUUGGGGAAGAGAAUCGACCCUCAGACGGGAGAGAUUUAUCACACCACCUUUGACUGGCCCCCCGAAGCGGAAAUCCAGAACCGGCUGGUGGUGCCAGAGGGCAUCUCAGAGCUGGAGACGGCACGGAAGCUGCUGGAAUACCACAGGAACAUCAUCAGGAUCCUUCCGGCUUACCCCAAGAUCCUGAAAGUCAUCAGCGCCGACCAGCCGUGCAUGGACGUCUUCUACCAGGCUCUGACCUAUGCCCAAACCAGCCAUCGAUCUAAUGCCCCGUUCACCCCGCGGGUGCUGCUUUGCGGGCCCGUGGGCAGUGGGAAACGUCUGCAGGCUGCCCUCCUGGCCCAGAAAUACGGCCUCGUCAACGUCCACUGUGGGCAACUGUUGAAAGAGGCAGUAGCAGACAAGUCAAAAGUCGGCGAGCUCAUCCAGCCCUAUUUUCAAAAGAAGAUGGCAGUCCCCGACAGCAUCAUCAUGAAGGUGCUGGACCAGAGGCUGAGCCAGCAGGACAGCAUUCAGAAGGGGUGGGUGCUGCACGGCUUCCCGAGAGACCUGGACCAGGCGCACAUGCUGCACAGCCUGGGCCACCAGCCCAGCAGGGUGUUUUUCCUGAACGUGCCAUUAGAUUCUAUCAUCGAGCGGCUGACCCUGAGAAGAAUGGAUCCCGUCACGGGAGAAAGGUACCACCUCAUGUACAAGCCACCCCCGACCGUAGAAAUCCAGGCCCGCCUCCUACAGCACCCGAAAGAUACUAAAGAGCAGGUCAAGCUCAAAAUGGAUCUGUUCUACAGGCAUUCCUCGGACCUGGAGGAGUUCUACAGGCAGGCCAUCACCAUCAACGGGGACCAGGACCCGUACACGGUCUUUGAAUACAUAGAGAGUGGGAUCAUUAACCCCCUGCCCAGGAAAGUCCCCUGA